Molecule: messenger RNA, 528 nt
Organism: Cyphellophora attinorum
Lineage: Eukaryota; Fungi; Ascomycota; Eurotiomycetes; Chaetothyriales; Cyphellophoraceae
Product: Peptidyl-prolyl cis-trans isomerase H
Exons: 2
Coding region: 1-528 (175 amino acids)
Biological process (GO): protein folding; protein peptidyl-prolyl isomerization
Cellular component (GO): intracellular membrane-bounded organelle
Molecular function (GO): peptidyl-prolyl cis-trans isomerase activity
Source: RefSeq, a predicted model, not a curated record
AUGGCAGGCCUGGUGCCUGUUCCCAAACCGGGCGAGGGCGAGCCCAUUGUCUUCUUCGACAUCACUCUUGGCGGCAUGACUACCGAAAACUUCCGCCAAUUCUGCACCGGCGAAUCUAAAGGCAGCAAUGGCCUUCCUCAAGGCUACAAGAACUCCAAGUUUCACCGCGUCAUCAAGGGAUUCAUGAUUCAAGGCGGCGACUUUUUGAACGCUGAUGGCACGGGCUCAACGUCCAUCUACCAUGGUGCUCCAUUCGCAGAUGAGAGCUUUCAGUUCAAGCAUGAUCGGGCUGGCUUACUGAGUAUGGCUAACUCGGGGAAGAAUACGAAUGGAUGUCAAUUCUUUGUGACUUGUGGGGCGGCAAGUCAUCUCGACGGGAAGCAUGUUGUGUUUGGGCAGGUAGUGGAUGAAGCGGGGAUGCAGGUCGUGCGGAAGAUUGAGCAGACGAGAACUGGUGGCGGAGGUGGUCGGGGACCAGGAGACAAGCCUGUCCUGGAGGUCAGAAUUGUCGAGUGUGGUGAGAUGUGA